This is a messenger RNA of Kwoniella shivajii, 468 nucleotides long. RefSeq lists its product as uncharacterized. NCBI's taxonomy places the organism in Eukaryota, Fungi, Basidiomycota, Tremellomycetes, Tremellales, Cryptococcaceae. The transcript has 3 exons. The record is from RefSeq and is a predicted model, not a curated record. Bases 1 to 468 code for a protein of 155 amino acids.
AUGCCCGUUACUCAAGAACCACCUCAGAAACGUGGUCGUGGACGUCCUCCAAAGCAGCCCCGAGUAUUAUCAUCAGUCAAUGCGAAAUCGAUUACCAAGCCAUCAGCCAAAUCAGUUCCAGAAUCAAAAGUGGAAUCCAAACUCGAAUCGAAGAAGGAUGAUCCACCUGGUCUAGAUGAAUUCAUGUCUGCCACUAGUUCUUUACCUAUCACUAUCGGCAAAGGAAAAGAAAUCAUCAAAUUUGAUGCGGUCCAAAAAGAAAUGUCUACUGGAUCAUACGGAUGGAACGGAAUUAGAAAUGAUAAAAUCACUUUGGAUGAUGGAAGUCAAGUUGACGUUAGUAUCUCAAUCAAUAUCGUUGUCCAAAACUCCAAAGCCAAUCCCAAACAUAAACAUAAAAGCCAAUCCGAAUCCGAACCUGAAUCCGACAAGAAAGAUACGAAAAGGAAAAGGAAUUCCAGAACUUAG